UUGUUGGUUGUUUUCACACAACUUUAAAUAUAUACUAGUGUUUAAUAUUAAGCAUAUGAAUCCAAAAAUAAUAACAAUAAAACUAGAUGCCAAAAUAAAAAUAAUACAAGUUAAGUACAUGAGGUUGGUAUGAACUGCUCUUUAAAAUGCCUGGUUAAGUAUUUCACAGUCAAGCAAUUACCAGCUUUGAAAUUAGAUUGAAAUCUAAAGUGGGUAACAACAUUUACCGAUAAACCUACGUGAAAAUACUGUGCAUUCAAUUAAAUUUCUAACUGAAGUAGCCUAUGACAUUGAAAUUAAGUUACCAACACUGAAUAACGCAGAAUUGUCGAUUUUUAUCUCUUUUUCAAUGCUACCAACUUUAUUUUAAUGUUUCAAGCCAUUCAGAAAAAAUUGAAAAUGAGCGUCACAACGUUAUCAUUCCAGUUAUAAGUUAUGAAUAUUAAUAUUAUCUUUGUUUACUGAAUUUGUAUAUAUGAACAUUAGUGUUUUUUAGUAGUGACUGAUCGCAUUGUGUGGAUUUCAACGAAUUUUCUUACUUUCAAUUUUAGACAAACUGUUAAGGUAGUUUACCGCGGUGUGGCAAUAAGACGAACAUUAGCAAACCGAUAAAGUUUAAGUGUCCGACGGAUAAUGUAUUUAUUUCUGUGUUAUAUCUAUGUUUGUGUCGUUAUUGUGAGUUUAUCGGAAGCACACUACACCCAACAAUGGGCCGUCCACAUCGAAGGUGGGCCCCAGGUAGCUGACGAGGUCGCCCGAGACCAUGGCUUCGAAAAUCAAGGCCAGAUUUUCGAGGACUACUACCUCUUCACCCACAGCGGGGUCUCCAAACGAUCCCUCAGCUUGAAUUCCGAAAAUCGGGCAAAACUAGCAGUCGACACCAGGGUCAGGUGGUCAAAACAACAAACGGCAAAGAAACGAGUUAAAAGAGACCUAAGACUGCAAGACUCAGACCCCAAAUGGCCCAGCAUGUGGUAUCUGAACCGAGGAAAUGGUCUAGAUAUGAACGUUAUUCCCGCCUGGCUAGAGGGCAUAACCGGCAAAGGCGCCGUCGUAACCAUUCUAGACGAUGGUCUCGAGAAGGACCAUCCAGAUCUAGUACAAAAUUACGACCCCUUGGCCUCAUACGACGUCAACAGUCACGAUUCUGAUCCUAGUCCAAGAUACGAUAUGAUAGACUCAAACCGGCACGGCACUCGCUGUGCUGGUGAAGUGGCUGCGACUAGUAAUAACUCGGUUUGUGCUCUGGGUGUUGCCCACGGUGCCCAAGUGGGCGGCGUGCGGAUGCUGGAUGGGGAUGUAACCGACGCGGUGGAGGCUCGCUCCCUGAGCCUCAACCCGCAGCACAUCGACAUCUACAGCGCGUCUUGGGGCCCCGACGACGACGGCAAAACCGUCGACGGGCCCGGGGAGCUCGCCACGCGGGCGUUCAUCGAAGGGGUGACAAAGGGCCGUAAUGGGAAAGGUUCGAUUUUUGUGUGGGCGUCGGGGAACGGCGGCCGGGAUCACGAUAAUUGCAACUGUGACGGGUACACGAAUUCGAUCUAUAGUUUGUCGAUAUCGAGUGCGACGGAACACGGACACGUUCCGUGGUACAGUGAGGCGUGCAGUUCCACCCUUGCCUCGACUUACAGUAGCGGGGCUGUGGGGGAACGCCAGGUGGUGACCACUGAUCUGAGGUAUUCUUGCACUAGUAGCCACACGGGGACCAGUGCCUCGGCGCCGCUUGCAGCGGGCAUCUGUGCACUGGCUCUGGAGGCCAAUCCCAACCUGACCUGGAGGGACAUGCAACACAUUGUUGUUCGGACCGCCAGGCCCGAAAAUCUGAUCGCCCCUGACUGGCAGACCAACGGCGUGGGGCGAAAUGUCUCACAUAGUUUUGGCUAUGGGCUUAUGGACGCCUACGCCAUGGUACAACUCUCGAGGAAUUGGAUCACAGUGCCUGAACAACACAAAUGCGAAAUCACCGCGCCUCACGUCCAAAGGCCUAUUCCUGCCAAAAGCGUAGUCGUUUUACAGUUACAAGUAAAGGAGUGUGAGGGAGUUGAAGUCUUAGAACACGUCCAAGCUAAAUUAACUAUCUAUUCGCAAAGACGUGGCGACCUGAAUAUUCAGUUGACCUCCCCUAUGGGAACGCGGGUAACACUAUUAGCCCAUAGGGCCCACGACACUUCCAGGGUUGGGUUCUCCCAUUGGCCUUUCAUGUCAGUGCAUUCCUGGGGAGAGACUCCUUUCGGAACCUGGCAGUUGGAAAUACAUAACGACGGACGCCUUCUUGGUCGAGCGACACUUCAGAACUGGUCUUUGGUCCUGUAUGGGACCAAGCAGUUUCUCCCUCCUUUACCUAAUAAUAAUAUAGAAACUAACAAAGUCAACAAAACUAAAACAAAUAAUAUAUUUAAAAAGAAAAACUCUAAAAAGCAAAGAAACAAAAACUUGCAAAAAGUCACGACAACUAAACCCCCCAAAUCCCAAUACAAACUAAAGUUAAAGAACACAACGCCGAAAAUCAGCGUUCCUAACGUAACAAAUUCGAAAAAUCGCAAAAUAGCCAAGACCACGACCGAGUUCUCGCCCUACUUUUACGCGAUAAACACCAGUAAAUACAAAAAUUCGGAGGACAGUGUUAAGCAGUACUUGAAAUUUGUUAAGAACAUUACGAUAACUUACCCGGUCAUGAUUCCCUCCCGCGAGAUGUCGAAACCUCGCGAAUCGUUCAAAAAAUCGCAAAAACAGAAAGAGAAAAGCCGCGAUAUUAACUCGAACCGUAACGCUAAAGUUUUCACUUCUAAAACGACUGAAUUAACAACCUAUCAAACUACCACCAGUUCCCCCAGAGGAAGAUUGGCGAACGUGACUGUCUGGGAUUUGACUCUGUAUGGCACGGCCACACCGCCGGCCGCCGACCUGAAGCAGGAGACGGUGCACCAGCCCUCCAUUGUGGACAUAUACCCCGAAGAGAUCGAUGAUAAUUCGAUUCAAGACGCGUCGGCCAAUUCCCUCAAGUUUGGUGCAGAGGUUAAGAAAGAUACGUCCGGUUGCUUAAAAACUAAUGGCCAGUUAUGUUUAGGUUUGUGUAUUGUUAUAAUUAUGUGCUGCACGUCCUCAUAUAACUGCCAAGACACUCUCUAUGUCCUAUUAAUAUAUACUAUCAGUUCACUAAUUUUCAUUUUCGACUUGUAUUUAAACAUUCGGAUCAAGUCUUGCCACAUUAAACGUAGCAUCAUUGAGUUUCAUAAUGUAAACAGAUCAUACAAUCUUUACUGUAUUCAUUCAACCACAAAUCAAAACAAAGAAAAUUCUGACAACAAUUUUCACAGAGACACACGGAAAAACAAAUGUAAAGUCACGCGACAUAUAUUUAAAGACGUUUUUUUGAAUCGUACGUUUAGAGACUUUUUAGGGAAGGUAGGGAAUUUAAAGGUUUUUUUGCGAAUAAUGUAUCAUAACGUUCGCGAAUGGUUACAUAGACUAAAUACGCUUAGAUUAGUAGUACUAUUUUGUGAUAUCUCAACGUUUUAUAUAUUUUUUAAGCUAAAGUGUUCAAUAUUAUGUAUGUUACCGUCUUAUUCGGAAGUAUCCAACUGAAUUUCUUUCAACCGUAAUAUAUUUACACCACUCUUAUCAUAUUAUGUCAGUUUUGUUAUGUUUAUGAAAUAUUUAUUUUUAUCUAUUGUACAGUUUUAUUGUUUUAUUAACAAUUCUAUCUAUUGUCCAGUGAAAUACGCUAGCUCGAUCACUUUGUACUUAAGCAAAGUUACUUCACCUGUUUUGGUCCACGCAGCAAGGUUGACACUUUUGUACUUUUCACAUUUUUUAAUGUUCGCCUGUCUGAAAACAUACCAGUAUUUCGCGAGUAAUAUUAAGAUGUAUGUGCCAAAUUUAAGAGUAAGUAGGACGUAGAUGUUACAAAAAGGACAAGGUAAUCGCAGAACCGUUCGCAUAUUCGACAUAUAAGUGCAAUUACCUAACAACCUACAAAAGUACCAAUACUUUUAGACAAACGGAAAUACAAUAAAGGUGGUAUAGAUCGAUAUGUUUUACGUUCGGAUUAUUUUUCUACUUUACACGCAAUGGUAAUGUUAGCUGUGAUUAUUUAAUUAUUGUACAUACUUGAAAGACUCAUUUAUAUUUUAUUAUGUUGUUAAUUUUUUAAUAGUAGUUCCUGAAACAAGUUCACCAUUAAUGUUAAGGUACCUAUGUACAUUGAGAAUUUGUCUGAUACUUAAAAUUGUAAGUAAAUUACUUAAUAUGCCUUAAUUUUGUCACGUUGAUUUGACGAAUACUCGACCGAGUAUCAGCUCAAUGAAUGAAUGGGUGUUUGUGUGUAGUAAAUGUCUGUACUUAUCUGUAUUUUUAACUUUAGUCUUAGAUAUUCUGAAAAUUCUUUAGUCCUCAAGGCCUAGUCUUUAGCCAUUCUGUUGAGAUUUUAUUUAUUUUUACCAAAGACCCCUCUUUGGCCGACUUUUUUAUGCAUCAUUCUCAACGGACUUGCUAAUAACUAAAAUAUAUUGUUAUAAUACAUGUACAUCACCUGUUUGUAAACUAUAAAAGAAUAAUAAAUUGUGGCUAAAACGA
This is a messenger RNA of Tribolium castaneum (red flour beetle), 4578 nucleotides long. Its product is annotated as furin-like protease 1. Gene Ontology annotation, biological process: peptide hormone processing. Bases 634 to 3588 code for a protein of 984 amino acids. The record is from RefSeq and is a predicted model, not a curated record. NCBI's taxonomy places the organism in Eukaryota, Metazoa, Arthropoda, Insecta, Coleoptera, Tenebrionidae. The transcript is spliced from 9 exons. Gene Ontology annotation, molecular function: serine-type endopeptidase activity. Gene Ontology annotation, cellular component: Golgi membrane; trans-Golgi network.